AUGGACGCUGCGAUAGAAGCGGAGGAGGAGGUCGACCUGGAGGCCAAGCGCCCGCCUUACAUCCAUGCGAUGUUGGCUGGUGGCCUGGGCGGUCUCACCGGAGACAUGCUCAUGCAUUCCCUGGACACCGUGAAGACCCGCCAGCAGGGUGAUCCGCACAUCCCCCCCAAGUAUACCUCCAUGGGCAAUACGUAUCGAACCAUAUUCCACCAAGAGGGUUUUUUGCGAGGGCUUUAUGGCGGAGUGAUUCCUGCGUUUCUGGGUUCUUUCUCCGGCACUGUUAUUUUCUUUGGCACUUAUGAGUGGAGCAAGCGCUUCAUGGUUGACGCGGGCAUCGCGCCGCCAAUUGCAUACUUCAGCGGAGGCCUACUAGCUGAUCUUUUCGCUGCACCCCUCUACGUCCCGUCAGAAGUCCUCAAGACCCGGCUUCAGCUCCAAGGUCGCUACAACAACCCGUAUUUUCGAUCUGGCUAUAACUACCGCGGUACAUGGCACGCUGCGAGGACUAUUGUGCGCUUGGAAGGAUGGCAUGCGCUUUUCCAUGGCUUCAAGGCUACCUUGGCGCGUGACCUCCCCUUCUCGGCGCUACAAUUUGCUUUCUACGAACAGGAGCAGAAGCUGGCUAAGAGCUGGGUUGGGUCCAAGGAUAUCGGCCUCCCGCUGGAAAUAUUGACAGGCGCCACCGCUGGUGGCAUGGCUGGAACUAUCACCUGCCCCCUGGAUGUUGUCAAGACCAGAAUCCAAACGCAGCAGAGUCCGGAGGCCGCAGCGGCGUUUAAUGCAAAGGUUGCCAAACAGAAGUCAAAUGUCUCGUCAAGUUCGCCAAGGUCCAACUCCAAACCUUCAAAACACAGCACUCCUCCCGGCCCCGGCCCAGGUCAUGGAACGCCUAAAGGCUCAAAGCGACCUAUCUCAACAUCCUCUCCUUCUACUUCCCUCAAGCAACAUUCGGCAGCCACGCUCGAUACAUCGUCAAUCAUCAAGGGCUUGCGAAUGAUUUACAAGACGGAGGGUGUUUGGGGUCUGUUCCGUGGAGUCGGUCCAAGAGCAGUCUGGACGAGCGUGCAGAGUGGCACCAUGUUGGUCCUUUACCAGACUCUUCUCAGAUGGUUUGAACGGCAUCCGCUUGUUUCUCAAGAGGAAUUGUAG
This is a messenger RNA of Lasiodiplodia theobromae, 1149 nucleotides long. RefSeq names its product Mitochondrial carrier protein. The record is from RefSeq and is a predicted model, not a curated record. The transcript is spliced from 3 exons. Gene Ontology annotation, molecular function: magnesium ion transmembrane transporter activity. Gene Ontology annotation, biological process: magnesium ion export from mitochondrion. NCBI's taxonomy places the organism in Eukaryota, Fungi, Ascomycota, Dothideomycetes, Botryosphaeriales, Botryosphaeriaceae. The coding region runs from base 1 to 1149 and encodes 382 amino acids.